Uranotaenia lowii is the source of this 2169-nucleotide messenger RNA. It is a transcript of the gene Arl5, whose product is annotated as ADP-ribosylation factor-like protein 5B. Gene Ontology annotation, biological process: intracellular protein transport; vesicle-mediated transport; protein localization to Golgi membrane. The coding region runs from base 652 to 1191 and encodes 179 amino acids. Lineage: Eukaryota; Metazoa; Arthropoda; Insecta; Diptera; Culicidae. Gene Ontology annotation, cellular component: cytoplasm; trans-Golgi network. The transcript is spliced from 7 exons. The record is from RefSeq and is a predicted model, not a curated record. Gene Ontology annotation, molecular function: GTPase activity; GTP binding.
AAACCUGCUGCGAUUCCAUCAGCCAUCGUCGUCGUUGUCGAAUUUGUCAAAUUGCAGGACAAAUUUCGUCUUGAUGUGGACUUAUUCUGGUAUUUUGCAAUUGUCGCGACGUUGAAGUGAGUGAAAUUGGAAAUGUUUAGUGAUUGAAGAAGUGCGUGGUUCUAGGGGAAUAUGAAAUUGGCUGUUUUGAUUGGAAUAUGAUUGGGGAAUUGUGCUGAUAAGAGAUUUGAAAAAAGACAUCUCACGAAGAAAAAAAAUAGAGCUGCCAUUGAUUGGAAUUGGGCUGUGCUGUGAGCAGAAAUUGGUGCAAUUUACAACUGGCUUAGGUCAGGUAGCAUUCUUCAUUAAAAGAUUAUGGAGUGGCACUUGGAAGGGGAGAAAAAUUUGCAAGCUUCCAAAGUAAACAAGGCUGCUGAAAAUUAAAAUUGGAAAGUCGAGACUGUUUCACAGUGAAUGAAUAGUGCAAUCAAUAUCCUGCUGCGAAUGUUCGUGCCAGAUCAGAUGACAACAAUCGACUCAAAUCACGGAAAUGGAUGGCGUUUUUCGCUGAUUGAAUGAUCCAAAAUCUUUGUACUUGAGAUUACCCUAAAUUGGAGACCUUUUUAAGCAUUUUUCUCGAUAAGAUUUGACCCCCGAAAAAAAACAGUCAAUAUGGGACUGUUAUUUGCAAAAAUCUGGAGCCUUUUUGGCAAUGAAGAACAUAAACUCGUAAUGGUCGGUCUGGAUAAUGCCGGCAAAACCACCAUCCUGUACCAGUUUCUGAUGAAUGAAGUCGUACAUACCAGCCCAACGAUCGGAUCCAACGUAGAAGAGAUUGUGUGGAAAAACAUUCACUUCCUGGUUUGGGAUUUGGGCGGACAGCAGAGUUUACGGGCAGCUUGGAGUACGUACUACACAAACACUGAGUUUGUCAUAAUGGUGAUCGAUUCGACGGAUCGGGAACGGUUAGCGGUGACCCGGGAAGAAUUGUACAAAAUGUUACAGCACGAAGACUUAACCAAGGCCAGUUUGCUAGUGUAUGCCAAUAAACAGGAUUUAAAAGAAUCAAUGAGUGCAGCUGAAAUAUCGAAACAAUUAGACCUGACGUCAAUUAAGAAACACCAAUGGCACAUACAGUCUUGCUGUGCGCUCACCGGAGAAGGACUUUACCAGGGCUUAGAAUGGAUAGCCCAGCGGAUCAAAAAGAAAUGACACCCACCGGAGUAAAAAAACUCAACUCACCUAGAUCCUGUUUCCAGUUUAAUUGGCACCUGCGAAGGAUUGUCCGAAUCAUUCGAGAUCCUCUGAAAGUGGAGAUCUCUGGAAAAAGACAGCUCCAGAAAAAAAAUACAAAUAAAUCAAGUUGGACGUCACACAUUUUGAGCUAAUCGUUAAUAUUUCUUAACCUGUGUAUACAUAUUAUAUUAAAAAUUGAGAUGAAAUAGUGUAUAACUGAAAACAAAAGUAACGAAAUGAGCCAACUUUUGUCUUUUGUGGAAAACCCACAAGCACACAAAAGAAAAACUACUCAAAAUGUCGUCCUCCUGCUGUUGAGGACACAGUUCGAAGAUGUAGCCAGAUGUAAUUUUAUCUAUCAAGAAUAAACUCACACGUUGUCGACGAUCGUUUAGUACGGAGAAAUCCCAAACGCUUCCUGCUGUGGUCGAUUUGUAAAAUAAUUAAGCAAAAAGACGUAGACAUUCACGAGAAGGUUCGAUUUAACAAACAAAUAACACUAACUCAAUACUUCAGACACUUACCUAGAACAAAUGCGUAGACACGUACAAGUAAAUACACUUUACCGGAACUGAAGGGCCGAUGAGCAGGAAGAAAAACUUGGGAGGAAACAAAUCAACGCAAGCUUUACCCUCGGGGAUGAUAUACGUGUAGUGUAGUGGCAGCGAAACGGGGACAGCUCCGGUGAUCGUUUUGCCCGUUAGAAAAAGGUUAAACUACAAAAUAAAACAUUUAGUUAAAUCGUAAAGAAAGCCGAACACCGAACAACAACAACUACAGACACCCCCUCUAGUUAAGCGUUUUAUUUUCAUAAAUUAAAGAGAGAAAAAUAAAUCUUUGAGAGUAUGUGAAGAAGCUGACCGAUUUGGAGCGUGAUUUUAUGACUGCGAGAUGAAGAAAUCAAAUGAAAAGAAUAUACUUACAUGAAUAGUUAAUAAAAAUCCGUAAACAAAA